CCACUCCGGUUUUACAAAGUCCUUGGCACGAUAGUAUAUAAAGAGAAUGUUGAAAUGCUCCUGAGCAGUGAUUUUCAAACAUAGCAAUGAAGAGAGUAGCAGUUACUUUAUGCGCGGUUUUAUCCGUUGCACUAGCGGCUCAAGAAGUUGAAAUACCGAGGAACAUCAAACGCUGCACACGCGACUCCGACAAGUACAACGAAUGCCUCAGAGACGCUAUCCAAGAUGGUAUAUCGAAAUUCGCCAAGGGAGUCCCAGAGCUCGGUGUACCCGUUCUGGACCCUUACCUAACCGAAUUACACGAAGUGACGUACGGAAAUGGUUUUAUCAACGGAAAAAUGACGGUGAAAAAUGCGAACACUUACGGUACGUCCAGGGCUCGAGUUUUGGGCGUAAAGGCGACCGUCGGUGAGGGUAGCCAUCGUUUAGAAAUCGACGUCUUGUUCCCCAGAAUAUUGAUCGAGGGUGAAUACAAGGCAGAAGGUAGACUGAACGAGUUCGUCAUCGGAGGAAAAGGCUUCUUCAACGUGAGUAUGGAGGGAGUCAGAACCAUUUGGGACAUCACCGGAAGCGUCGAGGACGACAGAUGGGUCAUAAAGCACUUCCGUAUGCUUCCGGAAGUCGAAAAGAUGAAGGUCUACUUCGACGAUCUCUUCAACGGCAGCGAAAGCAUCAAUACCGCAGCACGUGGUUUCAUAAACGAGUACUGGUCGCUAUUCUACAAAGAAUUAUUGCCCGUGACCGCCGUCGAGUGGGACAAGCAGAUGACAGCCUUCUUGAACGUAAUCUUCUCAAAAUUGUCCUACUCAAAACUCUUCGCUUGAUAAUCGUGUGUGUAACGAGAGAGUCGACGAUACGACCGGUACGAGGUGGUGAGAAAAUUGCGGGCGGAGGACCAGUUCGUUGGACAAAUUUCCAGAAAAUUAUUUAUUUCGAACCGCGAUCCGAUCUAAGCAGCAUUGAUAAUUCCUUAGCCGUUAUAUUUUCGAAUAAUGCGAUACGUCGAUUGUUCUUCGUUGUUGUUGUUGUUGUUUUGCUCAUAAUUUAUUACCGGUAGAUCAAUGGCUGAAAUUGUCAACCCGCAAUAUCGUCCUCGCCGAGUCGUUUACGUUCUUCUUUCGCAUACAUGUUUUGUUAAUACUUAGAUAUGUAGGGAAAUAAAGUUAUGAAAAUAA
Molecule: messenger RNA, 1175 nt
Organism: Athalia rosae (coleseed sawfly)
Lineage: Eukaryota; Metazoa; Arthropoda; Insecta; Hymenoptera; Athaliidae
Exons: 5
Coding region: 87-824 (245 amino acids)
Source: RefSeq, a predicted model, not a curated record